UUGGCAGUGUGCUCAGAUUGGAUGGAUAUUGUUGUAGAGCGAUACGAUAUCAUGCCUGCGACCCGAUUGGAGGAGAGAAGUGAAACUGUACAGCAAACGGCCCAAGGCUGUAACAACGCCAAAGGAAAAGGCAGCUCUGCCGGGACAACAUUGUCAAUCAGAUGAAUUCCGAUGUCACUAUGAAUCACAUGUUCACUAUUUCGGACAAUGAAUCAGAGAACUCUGAUGAUGCAGCAGAAGCUGACCAAUCAAAGGGCAAACCAGGAGACGAAGUCACCUUGCCAGACAUCACACUGUCAGCGCCGGCACACGACCGACUGAGGUUAUACUCGGAUUCCCAAGCUUCUACGGGGAGCCAAGCGGAAGACGGCGACUUGCCCGGAGGAGCCGUGUUCGAUGAGGGCGGCGGGGCCGCCGAGACGCCGCCGAUACGCGGACGCUCGCGGUCGGCACCGCCUCAGCUGUGGGCGGCGAUGCGAUACGGACGGCAGCUGAGGCGCAUGAGCGACGAGUUCGACACCUUGAUGGACAAAGGGGACAUGAAGAAAUUGCAGAAAGCAGCAGCCUCUAAGUGGAUGCGUCCCUCCCUCAGCUGGUUUGCUUUCUGGAGACGCAGGGACUCUGACACCGAUGUAAACAGCAAUGGCUCUGGAACGGACAGGUCUGCAGACUAAUGGAGGGAAGGGAGGAAGAGUGGGAGGAAGAGAGCAGCGGGAGGGACUGCUCAAAGUUACCCAAAACCAGGGCAGAGACUGCAACUCAGGACCAGCUUGUUUAGAGCACAGGAGAAUGGGGGUGGGAGGGUGGGGGGGGGGGGGGGGUGUUUUACCAGCACUCCAACCCCCAGGUUGACAAAUGACUGUUCCUUAAGUAAACGCUAUGCAAAAAAUAAUAGGAAAAAAAAAGAAAGAAAAAAAAAUGGUUUUGGCUUUCAGACUGUUAUAUUUACGGUGGGACUUUAAAAUUAUUAUUUUUUAAAACCAACAGCUUUAAAAGAAAAAAACAAUCUUGUUAACUGACAAUCUUUCUUUCAAUGCUAAAUGGAAUGCAAUGGGAGGGAACAAACAUUUCCUAAGAAAUGUCCUACCUUUUAUAUGAAAAAUUUGCUAAGAAUUCUAUAUCAUAGGAUAAGAUAAUGCUAUGUUGCUGGGGAAGAGUGCCUAAGAAUAAACGGGUUGUGGAGUAUGAAUUUUCUGCACAUCAAAUGUUGAGGCCUCCCAAUGUAAAUACAUUUCUGAUACUUUAAUGACUCAUUGUAAAACUGGUGAAGCCUGCUGUGAACGAAAGGAAACUGUAAUUGUCUAUGUUUGUGUGCGCUCAUGUGUUUUCCUAACCUAUGACAUGCGUUAGAAGACUCUGGUCACAGUCUGGAUCCAUAUCAAUUUUACUGGUUAAGAGCAACAGUCCAGCAUUGCCAGUACUGAUGGAAAGUAUGAGCAGUGCAGACUGUGUGCCACUAAUACAGCUGCCGUGUCCAAGAAUAAACAUAAUUAGCCUAUCUCCACCCAAAAAUGUGUGAUUUCAAAUGGGGUUUAGUCCUCCAACUCCAUUCAGCCUUCUCUGGUUAAUACAGCUGGGGAGGGUUUACUGUACCCCCCCCCCCCCCCCCCCCCCCCCACCACUUUCAGUUUACAGCACUAAACUUUGCUUUCUUGGCUGAUUUGGGAUUUAAAACAUUGGCUGUGUAAUUCCAGGAUGUAAUUCUAUUUUAAAAUUUAAAAGAUAUUCAAAGUUCAGGCCCAGGCUGUAAAGCGGGAGGAUUGGAUGCCAUCAGUUGGCCUAGAUUAGGGCUGAUCAGGGUCUGUGAAACAGGUAUUUCCUCACUGCGUGGGUUUCUUUCACUUCUGGAUGUUGGGGUCCCCACAUAAACAUGCAAUCUGUGCACCCCUUAAAGGAUCCAACAUGACGUGUGACACGAGUCUUGCUCUUAUCAUUUAAUAUUACUUGAAACUGGUGUGUAUGGGACUAAAAUCUUGAAAAUGUAUGCUUUUUUAAAACUUUUGUAAAUGCAUUUUCUUUAUAGGUGUAUGGUAAAAUAAAGGGAUUUCUGACUGUAAA
Anguilla anguilla (European eel) is the source of this 2058-nucleotide messenger RNA. RefSeq names its product bcl2-associated agonist of cell death-like. The record is from RefSeq and is a predicted model, not a curated record. The transcript has 4 exons. Bases 162 to 674 code for a protein of 170 amino acids. Gene Ontology annotation, biological process: apoptotic process. NCBI's taxonomy places the organism in Eukaryota, Metazoa, Chordata, Actinopteri, Anguilliformes, Anguillidae.